Megalops cyprinoides (Indo-Pacific tarpon) is the source of this 3205-nucleotide messenger RNA. RefSeq names its product transcription initiation factor TFIID subunit 4-like. The record is from RefSeq and is a predicted model, not a curated record. Gene Ontology annotation, cellular component: transcription factor TFIID complex. Lineage: Eukaryota; Metazoa; Chordata; Actinopteri; Elopiformes; Megalopidae. Gene Ontology annotation, molecular function: RNA polymerase II general transcription initiation factor activity; protein heterodimerization activity; DNA binding. The coding region runs from base 1 to 3084 and encodes 1027 amino acids. The transcript is spliced from 16 exons. Gene Ontology annotation, biological process: transcription initiation at RNA polymerase II promoter; DNA-templated transcription.
AUGGCGGCGGGCUCUGAUCUGCUAGAUGAGGUUUUCUUUAACACAGAGGUGGACGAGAAAGUAGUUAGCGAUCUUGUGGGAUCCCUUGAGUCCGAGCUCACUGGCUCGGGUCAUGGGAACUCCGAUGUAAGGGUACAGGCGAUAACGAACCAUAUUGCCAACCCCGGGGUAGGAGGUAAUUCCAAUGUCCAGGAAAGCAAAAUGGGACUUGCACAAGAGCUUGCUAAAGCAGGGGCUGGAGUGCAAGGGGGUGUUAUUAAUAAUACGAGAUCCCAGGGUUCAGCUAUGGAUGCAGCAACAGGAAUCACAUCAGCGGCUGGGUCAGAGACACCAGUGGGGCUUAGCCAAGGCAAGACAGUUGCUGUCAGUGCCAUGGUAACCGAUGUGCCCAAUCAUGGAGUGGGCAACGGAAAAAUCGGGACAUCUGGGGCACAAACUUUGAAUGGCAGUAAUGUAGUAAUAAACUCUCACAAUUCAGGAAGUGUCGCCGCUUUCACCGGGACGCCAGUGUCAAGUACAUCGAGUGGUAGCAGCAGCAGCAUUAACACUGUGUCUGCUUCCACAGUUGUCAACAACGGACCUGGAUCAGUUGUUAAAGAAACUGUAAGCGCAGUUUUGCCUCCAACCUCAAGUACUGUCAUCCAGACCUCUUUAGUGAAUGCACAGAACAUUGUUACUUCGACAGUAAUCUCCUCUCAGGCAACAAGUCUGAGCAGUGGACCUACCGUUACACUUGUGAGGCCGCCUAUGCAAACGUCGGGACCCGGUACGACGCCAAAUGGGAGUAAUAAUACCAUCAAUGUAGCGAAUCUGACAACUACUGUUGCUUCGGGGAUACCUUUACAGACUCCACUUUUAAAUAGCAGCCAGUCCCCCGCCAGUGUGAGUGGGGGAUUGCCUGUCAUCAAGUCAGAGUUGCCUAAAACUAUCAUACAAACCACACCUCAGACUGUGGCAGCAGGUGUCGUUGCAAAUGCAGGUAACGUGAAUCUUGGCCAGCCCAUGCAAAGCGCUCUGCAACCCGUGACCAGUGGGUCGACAGCAGGAGCAAUUGGGAAAAGCCCCGUUUUGCAGAAUGUAACUAGGACCUCCACUUCAGCAACGGUUGCUGCAACACCUGGCGGGAUACGAGCCAUUACGCCACAGGUGUUGGCACCAAGACUCCCCCAUACUCCCCAGAAUCAGCCAAACAUCCAGAAUAUUCAGCUUCCUCCAGGUGUGGUUCUGGUGCGCAGUGACAGCGGCCAGCUGCUCAUGAUCCACCAGCAGACUUUGGCUCAGAUGCAGGCGCAGUCACAGUCCCAGAGUGCCAUGGCCCCACGACCUACCACCCCCACCAGCAGUCCGCCGAUCCAGCUCUCCUCAGUCCAGGCUCCUGGCACCCCCAUCCUCACUCGGCAGGUCACACCCACAACCAUCAUCAAGCAGGCCACGCCCACCCAGGGCACUGUGCAGGCCACCACCACUCUGCAGAGACCUCCUGUCCUGCAGAAUCCCAUCAUGCUCAGCGGAUCGGCUAUGCCUACCUCUGUCGGGACAACCUCUCCGGUGCAGCCAGGUGUGGCACAGAGGACGGUGACAGGGACCCCCACAGUCACGGCGACGGAAACCUUGGAAAAUGUGAAGAAGUGUAAGAAUUUCCUCUCCACGCUGAUCAAACUGGCAUCCAGUGGAAAGCAGUCUACAGAGACUGCAGCCAACGUGAAAGAAUUGGUGAAAAACCUCUUGGAAGGAAAGCUGGAAGCCGAAGAUUUCACCAGCAGAUUAUACCAGGAGCUCAACUCCUCACCUCAGCCAUAUCUCGUGCCUUUCCUUAAGAGAAGUCUCCCGGCCUUGCGGCAGCUGACCCCAGACUCGGCGGCCUUCAUCCAGCAGAGCCAGUUCCAGCAGCCUGGUGGCCAGCCCACCACCACUGCGCUAACUGCUGUGGUCCUGGGAAGCCCCGUGCAGCGCACCCCUGGCAAGACCACCGCAACCGUCACCAGCACCCUGCACCAGCCCGUCAUCAGCCUGGCUCAGCCAGCACAAGGCAAGCCCGGCCAGCCGGCUUCACUGAUCCUCCAGCAGUCCCAGCAGCAGGCGUCGAUUGUACGGCCGCCCCAGGUGGCCCUGACGCAGACCCCCAUGGUCACACUCCGCCAGCCUCAAAGUCGCCUCGUGCUGAGCCAGCCACAGGUGGUGAAGCAGCUCCAGACAGUUCCUAUGGUGAAGCAAGGCGUCUUACCGGGAGCCAGAGUGUCCCCUGUUUGUCAGUCUGUGGCUUCUGCAGCUCAGAAGAACAAGCUGAAAGAGGCAGGCGGAGGUUCCUUCAGGGAUGACGAUGACAUCAACGACGUGGCCUCCAUGGCUGGGGUCAACCUGUCCGAGGAGAGUGCCCGCAUCCUUGCCACGAACUCGGAGCUGGUGGGCGCGGUGACCCGGUCCUGUAAGGACGAGGCCUUUCUCUACACACCCUCGUUGCACAGGAGGGUGCUUGACAUUGGAAAGAAGUAUGGGAUCACAGAGCUGGGCCCGGAGGUGGUCAACUUUGUCUCCCAUGCCACACAGCAGCGACUGCAGAAUCUCUUAGAGAAGGUGUCAGAGAUCGCCCAACAGAAGAAUGCCUCCUUCAAGGAGGAUGACCGGCACGAGCAGGUCAGUGACGUGCGUGCCCAGCUCAAGUUCUUCGAGCAGCUGGACCAGAUGGAGAAGCAGAGGAAGGAAGAGCAGGAGAGGGAGAUUCUGAUGAAGGCAGCAAAGUCGCGUUCACGGCAGGAAGACCCUGAGCAGCUGCGACUGAAACAAAAGGCCAAAGAGAUGCAGCAGCAGGAGCUGGCCCAGAUGAGGCAGCGGGACGCCAACCUGACGGCGCUCGCGGCCAUUGGACCCAGGAAGAAGCGGAAACUGGACUCCCCUGGCAGCGCGGGCGGAGCAGAGGGCUCGGGGUCCAGCCCAUCCCUUGCGGGCGGCCCCUCCGUGGGAGCGUCCAGACAUUUCACCCGUCAGCGCAUCACGCGUGUCAACCUCAGGGACCUGCUGUUCUGCCUGGAGAACGAGCGGGAAACCAGCCACUCGCACCUGCUCUACCGCGCCUUCCUCAAAUAGCGCUGCCCAAUGGCUGCUAAGACCUCCGACUGUAAGGCUUACUCCUGGCAGAAGACAUGAGUUUAGCAUUCACGGGACUGUUUUAUUGUCAUUGUUUUGAUUUUUUUAUUUGGAUUUUAAU